Molecule: messenger RNA, 709 nt
Organism: Pygocentrus nattereri (red-bellied piranha)
Lineage: Eukaryota; Metazoa; Chordata; Actinopteri; Characiformes; Serrasalmidae
Product: C-C motif chemokine 4 homolog
Exons: 3
Coding region: 84-338 (84 amino acids)
Biological process (GO): neutrophil chemotaxis; immune response; chemokine-mediated signaling pathway
Cellular component (GO): extracellular region
Molecular function (GO): CCR chemokine receptor binding; chemokine activity
Source: RefSeq, a predicted model, not a curated record
UAAGCUAAUUUAAAUACAGCCUUACUAGCUAAAACUGGAGACAGAGAGAGGAGCAUUCAGAGCUUCAGACGCCUGCAGAGAAGAUGGAGAUGAAGAUGAGCUGUGUGUGUUUGGUGCUGGGGCUGGUCCUGCUGAUGACCGUCUCCUCAGAUGCUACCCCACAUGCCAGUGGCCAACCUGAUAUGUGCUGUUUCAACUUCGUCCGUUUUAACGUUCCAAAAGAAAACAUUGAAAAAAUUGAACCAACAAAUUCCAACUGCCCACAGUCUGGCUAUGUGGUUACAACGAAGAAGAACAAGCAGCUCUGCAUGAGGGAAAUAAUCCUGAAAAAUGACUAACUUCAGAGCUGCAGCUUCAACACAGCCCCGACGCAGCAAACAGAGCAGCUAAAAGCUUCACACUCCCCUUUAAUCAUCACGGGAUUUUAUCAAUCAGCGCUUUGCUUUUUUCUCUGUUUAUCGGUUCAGUUUUAAUCAGCUUUGUCAUAUCAUUGAUGGUUUAACUCUGUGGAAAUAAAACAAUUUAUAACAAAAAUCUCAGCAGAGCAAAGUAACAUCGGAAAGACCAAUUAAAGUUCGGUGCUGCAGCUUCUAUACAGUAUACAAUACAUAACACAGCUUCUAUACAGUAUACAGUGUAUUGUGUCUUUGCAGUAUUUGUAAUGCUUAUUUUAUGCUGUGAAUCAAAAUAAAACAAUGCAUUUCAAACA